UUCUGUCUCUGAUUAUGGCGUCUACUAUCAGUAGGAAAACGUCCUCUAAAAAACGUCAAAAUGAUUGCACGAAUCGGCCAUUGUACCGUGAUGGACGGCGUGGUACGGCUGUUAAGGUAUUCACAAUUAAUCAGGAAUCCCGCUAUCUCCUUGUUCAUGGAGUCCCCGACAUCAACGUCACAGAUGAACUUCUGAAGCUCUUGUCUCUCUACGGGAAGAUAGAGGAAUACCGUACACUUGACGAGUCAGACGCAGAGGAGUUCACCAAGACGCACUGGAUCAAGUAUGCAGAUAUCUCUGCUGCUAGAGUUGCCAAGCGGAAGAUGGAUGACUCUUCAUUCUAUGGGGGUUUCCUACAUGUCACCUAUGCUCCUGAGUACGAGACUAUCGAUGAUACAAGGAAAAAGCUCCAACAAAGGAGAAUGGAUAUAGCAAGAAGACUGAGGAAACUCGCCCAAGAGAGGGCGUCUGAUGAAGCUGGCAGUUUGGAAAUUGUUGAGGCAUCAUCAUCCACACUGGAUACAAGAGAUCGUCAGCUUGAUAGACCUUCACCUGUGACAGCUUGGAUGCCAACUCCAGCUCAAGAAGCCCAGUCAUCAGCAAGUUCUGAUCCUCCAAGAGCAGCUGCAGGAGGUGGUGUCGAUGCGCGCUAUGGACAUGGUCAUUCUGGAAAUGAACUUGGAAACCCUGAUCAGCAGAAUGAGCAGAUUCCCCCGUCCCUCCCCGAGCCACCCCGAAGACUACCUCCCUGGCAAUGGGACAUUCCUAGCCAGCCAGAGUUCCCAAGACUGAGGACUAAACAUGACACUCUUCCCGAUGGAUUCAAUCCAUUCCCUGAUGGGGGUGGUAAGCUAAAUCAAGAUAAGAUGGGACCCACUCAUCAGCUUCCAUCAUCAAUAUCAGCAGCACCUUCAAGUGCCUUCAUUGGACCUUUAUGCCCCACGGUGGGUGGUUCAGUCAACCCAGCAUUAGAUCCAGAUUCACAAUGUUCUCUGCUGCAUGGACAGAGUUUUAGGGACCCUGGUGCAAGACCAAAACAGAGGUCCAUCCCUUCUCACUCCGGUGGUCACCUUGAAUCCGCAGAUCACCAACAAACUGAUCAUCAGCAUGGUCAGGUAGUUGGAGGUACGGAUGGUGCUCAAACUGGACAAGUUCAAGGUCCUGGAUCCCACGCAGGCUGUGCUGGUGCUGAAUAUUCACAGAUCGACCAGAGACCUAAGCUGGUGGGGAGAAGGAGAUUAGGAUCCAACACUUCAGGCUCUCCUGACAAGCAAGCACAUGUGGCACAAAGCAAGACACCAUGUGCUUCUGGUCUCUCAAGCCAGCCAGUCUUUUUUCCUCGUGUCGUCAGUACUAGAACAAAGCGGUCAGCCUCCAGCAUAGAGGAAGAUGACCAACAGAGUGACCACCAAAGCUCUCCAGCAACAGGGGACACUUCGUUUGAUAGGACAGUCAGCUCAGUACGUCAGCAGAUGUCCCAGGUAUCCCAGGCAGUCGUGAGUAGUACAGGUCCUACAUCUACCAUCCAAAGAAUACUGAUACAAACCAGAAACCAAGAAAGAAUGGGUCUGUUACCACGGAGGCCACCUACCAAGAGACAGAGAAUAUGACACCGCGGGACACACACAUUCCAGUGUGGUAUGGUAAAAUGUCAGGAUUAUGUUGUCAGUGUAAACAUGCUCCCAUUAGUCUUUCUAUCACAU
Molecule: messenger RNA, 1703 nt
Organism: Lytechinus variegatus (green sea urchin)
Lineage: Eukaryota; Metazoa; Echinodermata; Echinoidea; Temnopleuroida; Toxopneustidae
Exons: 6
Coding region: 15-1610 (531 amino acids)
Cellular component (GO): nucleoplasm
Molecular function (GO): nucleic acid binding
Source: RefSeq, a predicted model, not a curated record